Caenorhabditis angaria is the source of this 576-nucleotide messenger RNA. The record is from the annotation of a GenBank genome assembly. NCBI's taxonomy places the organism in Eukaryota, Metazoa, Nematoda, Chromadorea, Rhabditida, Rhabditidae.
AUGACAUUCACAAUCCUUGAAGUUACUCCGGAUCAUGCCGUUCAUCUGAUUUCAAUGAUUCAUGUAAGUAAUUUUUCUGUUGCUAAAAACAUAAGAACAUACUUCAGGAACUUGCGGAGUUCGAGAAAAUGAGAAGUAGUGUAACCAACACUGAAGAAAAACUCCGACGCGAUAUCGAGAAUAAAUCGGUUCACGGUUUCAUUGCUUUUGAUGGAGAUGAACCUGCUGGAAUGAAUUUGUAUUAUUAUGCCUAUUCAACUUGGGUUGGACCAGUGAGUUUCUAGUAAAAUUGAAUUUUAUAUAAAGUUUGAAAUCUUGCAGUAUCUUCACAUGGAAGAUUUGUACAUUCGUCCACAAUUCCGUCGUUGUGGACUUGCCCGAACUCUCUGGAAACGUCUUGCAAGCGUGGCAAAAGCGAAGAAUAUCGAAAGAUUGGAGUGGACUGUUCUUGAUUGGAAUACCAAUGCGAUCGCCUUGUAUAACACUGUUGAUUAUGCAAAUUUGACAAAAACCGAGGGAUGGUACACUUUCCGUAUGAAUCAAGAAAAUAUCGAGAAAUUUGUAAAUGAAGCUUGA